Messenger RNA from Rotaria sp. Silwood2, 1602 nucleotides. NCBI's taxonomy places the organism in Eukaryota, Metazoa, Rotifera, Eurotatoria, Philodinida, Philodinidae. The record is from the annotation of a GenBank genome assembly.
AUGGAAGGUUUGCCGGCGAAGUUAAAUGAUUUACCUGAUGAGAUUCUUUUUCUUAUUUUCAAAAAAUUGGACAAUAUUGAAGUGCUCUACUUAUUCAUAGGUGUUAAUAAACGAUUUAAUAAACUUGUACAUGAUUCAAUUUUUACGAAUCAUUUAACAAUGACAAGAUGUUCUUCUAAUGGUUCAUUUGAUCGAUUAGAUAACCAAAUACUUGAUCGAUUUUGUUCACAAAUUUUACCUUCGAUUCAUCAUAAAAUCAAAUGGUUGGAUAUUGAAUCCUCGUUUAUGGAAGAUGUUCUUCUUUGUACAAGUUAUCCCAAUUUAUGUGCACUUGGUUUGCAUAAUAUCGAGAAGGACAUUGCAUUACGUAUCUUUACUGACGAAACUCCUUUAACCCACAUAUUUCAAGAUAAAAUUUCAUCAUUUGUUAUUGAUGUUGUUCAAGAUAAAAAUAUAAGUGUAACAGACAACAGCAAAGCAAAUAUAUUUGCCUGCAUUUUAACCUUAUUCUCCAAGUUAAAAUAUUUACAUUACAGGCCAACUUUUUGGUAUCAACCAUUAUUUCAAAUUCCUUCAACUAUUUCCUCUUCAACUCUGUUAGAAUUGCAUGUCAAAUUAAAGAAUUUUACUGAUUGUCUUUAUUUACUUGAUGGUCGUUUCGAUUCACUUCAAAAACUUUCUGUUGAUAUUUAUGAAAUAUUAUCUCCACAGAUAAUAAUUGAUAACAAAAAACAAUUACCCAAUCUAAAACUUUUUUCGCUCUAUUCUGAACGAGAUACAGAUAAGUAUAAUGAAUUGAUUGUGCCACUUCUACAUCGAAUGAUCAAUCUAGAAGAACUCGAUUUACAUCUUGUUGUGUAUUGUGAGAAAAGAUUUAUUGAUGGUUAUGAUUUGAAAUACAAUAUUAUUAAGAAUUUAUUACGAUUAAAUAAAUUUAUAUUUAACAUACGAUCACGUCUGCCUAUAAACGAUCAACUUUAUUUAUCAUCAAAUGAAGAUUGUCAACUUUCAUUCAAUGGUUUUAAAAAUAAUAAAAUUAUUUCAUGUAUUGAUUAUUUCCCAGAUCGUAAACAAGGUCAAUGUCAUAUUUAUUCAUAUCCAUAUCAAGCAAAAUAUUAUGAAUAUAUUACAAAUAAUUUUCCAGAUGGAUUAUUUAAAUAUGUUCGUGAAGUCUCAUUAUAUGAUGAACGUCCUUUUGAACAUGAAUUCUUUGUGAAAAUUGCUAAAUCUUUCCCAUUCAUGGAACAAUUAACUGUAUACAAUGAUAAACCACAGAAGAACAAAUUUGAUGAACAAUCAAAAGAUGAUAAUCGACAUUUAUCAGUUAUUCAAUAUCCUUAUCUUAGUGUAGUUGAUUUGUUUCAUGCUCAUGAUGAUUAUGCGGAGCAAUUUCUAUUGGAUAUCAAAACGUGUUUAACAACAAAGCUCAACCUUCAAGUCUACUUUUCAACUUUGGAUAGAGUAACAAACAAUUUUACAAGAGAUGCAACACGAACCAAUUGUGCCAAAUUACUUCGUGUACAGGUACCUCGUAAUAUAUCGAUUUCAAAGCAGUUGAAAGACUAUUUUCCUGAUACGAAAAUUUAUUCUUUAAAUCUGUAA